AAUAGUUACAGCCGUCCACCACGUCUGGAUGGUGAUUAAUCUGUCAAUUGGACGUUGACAUAUGUUACCUACAAAAACAGGGUAUGGAAAACUUAUGAAAGAAGAUUUUAGUCAGAGAUGGAAAUUAAAAAAGGGGAGAUUUUCUGGGUUUGGUGAGACAAGAAAGGAAAAAAAGAAGCAUUCAAAAAAAAAAAAAUCGAAGGAAGGGUUUAUGUUUGCGAGACAGGUUUACGUUUUUCAAGUUAAAAUUGAGCAUUUGGGAAUAUUUUUCAGUUGUGGUAAAUCUGUAAUUGAAUUGAAGACUAACAGAAUAUAUUAAUGGGACAAACAGAUAUCGGUAAUGGGUAAGUGUUUGGCUUUAUCAAACUUAAUGGUGGGAAUUGUCAUUUCAGUAAACCUUGGGUGGGAAAUAUGAUUUGGCCUUAUUUUUAUGUAGUAAGAACAUAAAAGAGCAGAGAAAGAAAUAGGUAUUUUCUCGCACAAUUAUUUAACAAUAGCUUCUGUGUUUGAGACAAAGGGCUUAUCUGUUCUGUAAAUCAUCAGCUCUUACAAAUUCAUCAAUCACAUGAAGCCUUAUACCCUUUUUGCCAAAAGGCUCAGUUUUAGCUCAAAAUUUCAAAGACUCAUUUCCACUAAAUCACAGAACAGCUCUAAUUUUCCCUCAGAUAUUGUAAAUGUCACUGAUGAGUUCGUUUCUGUCUUCACCAAACGACCCUUCUGUCCAAACAACCCAGAAUUGAUCAAUCUUGCGCCAAAGCUUAACAAUCAAGUUGUUGAAACUGUGUUGAAUAAUUUCAAGAGCUGGAGAGUAGCGUACAUGUUCUUUAUUUGGGCAUCAAGUCAAAAUGGGUAUAGGCACAAUAUAUAUGCUUACAAUGCCAUGGCUUCAGUUCUGUCACGUGCUCGACAAAAUGCCCCACUCAAGGUUUUGGCUCAAGAUGUUGUGAAUUCUCGUUGUUUUAUGUCACCUGGAGCUUUGGGAUUCUUCAUUAGGUGUUUGGGUAGCUUAGGAUUAGUUGAAGAAGCAAAUAUGUUGUUUGAUCAAGUUAAAAUGAUGGGUCUCUGUGUUCCAAAUAUAUAUAGCUACAAUUGUUUGCUAGAGGCAAUUUCUAAGUCUACCUCAACUGACUUAGUUGAGAUGAGAUUGAAAGAAAUGCGUGAACACGGGUGCGGUUAUGAUAAGUACACUCUGACGCCCGUGUUGCAGGUUUAUUGCAAUUCUGGGGAGUUUGAGAAGGCUUUGAGUGUUUUCAAUGAGAUUUAUAAUCAGGGUUGGGUUGAUGAACAUGUGUUUUAUAUCUUGGUGAUGUCUUUUACGAAAUGGGGUGAGGUGGAAAAGGCAUGUGAGUUGAUUGAAACAAUGGAAGACUGCAAUGUGAGACUAAAUGAAAAAACAUUCUGCUUGUUGAUUCAUGGGUUUCUAAGGGAGUCUAGAGUAGACAAAGGCUUACAAUUAUUUGAUAAAAUGAAGAAAUCAGGUUUUGUUCCUGAUAUAUUGAUUUACGAUGUGAUGAUUGGAGGAUUAUGUAAGUGUAAAGAAUAUGGGAAAGCAUUACAACUGUACUUGGAAAUGAAGGAAUCAGGAACAAAACCUGACGUUGGGAUACUUUCAAAGCUUAUAUCUUCUUGUGGUGAUGAAGGAGAAUUGACCCAUCUAAUUGAUGAAAGUUGGGAUGCAAUGGAUGACAAAACUAUAACUGUGCUUUCCAAUUCUGUCAUGACUGUUCUUGUCAACAGUGGCUCAGUUGAUAAAGCUUAUAGUCUCCUUCAGGCCAUGAUCAAGGGUGAACCUAUUGCCAAUGUUGGGGUACAAAUGCUCUUGAACUUUAAGGGUACAAUAUCCCCAAAUACCUCCUCGUUCAGUAUUGUUAUUGAUAAAUUACUACAGGACGGCAAGUUGGAUUUGGCCCUAAGUCUAUUUCAAGACAUGAUUCGGAUUGGUUGUAAGCAAAAUGUUUUACUUUAUAACAAUUUGAUUUACGGUCUAUGCAAUUCAGAUAGAGUGGAAGAAAGUUAUGAGCUUUUGGAAGAAAUGGAGCAAUCAGGUUUUGAACCAACUCACUUUACCUACAACUCAAUAUUUGGCUGCUUAUGUAGGAGGCAAGAUAUUUUAGGAGCCCUUAAUCUGGUGAGGAAAAUGCGUGCUCAUGGACAUGAACCAUGGACAAAGCAUUGUACCUUCCUUAUUAAAGCACUAUGUAAAAAUGGCAAAGUUGGGGAUGCUUGUAAAUUUCUUUCUGACAUGGUUCAAGAAGGAUUCCUACCUGAUACAAUUUCCUAUUCGGCUGUUAUGAAUGGUUUGAUAAAUAAUCAAGAAGUUGAUCAAGCUUUGGAGCUUUUCCACAAUAUAUGUGCUAGUGGAUAUUGUCCUGAUGUAGUAGCUUAUAACAUAAUGAUAAAAGGACUUUGUAAGGCCCGGAGAAUUGCAGAGUCUGAGAACCUUCUGAAUGAAAUGAUUAUGAAGGGGCUUAUUCCCUCAGUCAUCACGUACAACUUGAUGAUUGAUGGAUGGUGUAAAACUGGUGAUAUUGAUCAGGCCAUGUUUUGCCUUUCCCAGAUGUGUGGAAAAGAAAGGGAGCCAAAUGUGAUUACUUACACAACUUUAAUAGAUGGGUUAUGCAAUGCUGGAAGACCUGAUGAUGCUCUCAUGCUUUGGAAUGAAAUGAGGGGAAGAGGGUGUGUUCCCAACAGAAUUGCUUUCAUGGCCCUUAUUAAUGGUCUUUGCAAGUCUGGUAGGCCCAAGGCAGCUCUAGUUCAUUUACGUGCAAUGAAAGAGCAAGGAAUGAAGCCUGACAUUUUUGUUUAUGUAGCAUUAUUAAGUGCUUUUCUUUCUGACCUAAACCCACUUUUGGCUUUAGAGAUAUUAAAAGAAAUGGUUGAUGAAAGAAACUUUCCAGAUCCCCUUGAUAAGAACUACAGGGUCGUCAAGGAUGUGGUAUUUAAAUUGGCAGAAGACACCCAAACUUCUUUACAUGUAAAAAAUCUUGUUAAAGAGGGCAGCAUCCCAGCCAUUAAUCUUUCUGACUUUGGAAGUGAAGAUGGAUGAUAGUGCAUUAUUUGAUCAAGAUAAUUUGGAAUGUAUUUUCAUCCACAUUAGGCACCUGUGAGUCUGUGACUGCCUGAGCCUGAGACUGAAUUUAAAUUUGGACAGUGGCUGAUGACAUGGUUGGAAGUCAGUCAUUCAAGAAGCAAAACAGAUAUAUUGUAAUUCAAAAUUUGUAAUAAUUACUGGAGAGAAUUUGACUCUCAACUGCAGAUAAGGAAUGGAGGUUGCCGAAAAUGCAGAGGAAAAGAAUGGCACGUGAAGGAAAAACAGCAUCACAAAUUUAAUUUCAUGCCUGCAGCAUUAAUGGUUAUAAAGUGACUCAUGGACCUGAUCAUAAUUGAGGCUACUGCUCCAUGUCUUUCUUCUUCGUCCUGGUUAACAAGCAAAGGUACCAAAACUAAAAGUACAAUCUUCAAUCUUCAACAUCAGCCUCAGCCUAUAUCUUUUACCAUGCCAUGUUGUAUUAACAAGAUACAUAUGUGUGUAAAAAUCCUGCAUAAACUUAAAUAUAAUUUGUUGUUGGUUUGGUAAGGAAAAUCUGCAAUGAAUUUCCUUGAUCUGUUUGUGGUCGCAAUUAUGCCAGUUAAAGUAAUCUUGAUUACUGCUCUUGGCUUAUUGCUUGCAUUAGAUCGUAUGGAUCUGUUGGGACAAAAUGCCAGGCGCCAUCUAAAUAAUGUUUUUGAUUGGAAUACA
Molecule: messenger RNA, 3739 nt
Organism: Mangifera indica (mango)
Lineage: Eukaryota; Viridiplantae; Streptophyta; Magnoliopsida; Sapindales; Anacardiaceae
Product: putative pentatricopeptide repeat-containing protein At5g08310, mitochondrial
Exons: 2
Coding region: 566-3046 (826 amino acids)
Molecular function (GO): protein binding
Source: RefSeq, a predicted model, not a curated record